UAUUUCGCUUGCUCUCGCUCUUGGGCAGUGAGCACCCUUCAUACACCGGCAACACGCAACAGAGAGCAGUAUAUCCUCCGCCACCCACAGCACACGUUUCGCCGAUCCGAGCCGAGCAGCCAGCCUUAGUGAGAGCAGCCCGGACACACACCGGAGAGAAAUCGGAGCAGCGAUGUUUUCCUGCAGAGCAGCUUGGCAGAGGUGUGGGCCUCUGGCGCGGAAAGCAGCCUACAGGUUGCCCCGAGAUGUUGUGCAGCGGCGUCAGAUGUCCUCCAUGCCCGGGGGCUCCGUAGAGAAUAUAUUGUACAGCCUGCUGUGUGGAGGAGCCUUGGUUGCUUCGGUGUCCUACGCCUACAGCACCGUGUCCUCUGACAGCAACAGGUUCAAUGAUCGCAUCUCAGAAAUCAAAGCCCGGCCCAAGACGGAGUGGGUCCCUAAACCUUGGCCACCUAAGAGUGGAGAGGAAGAUGAGGUGUAAUGCUAAAGCUAAGGUCCUCUGUGGCCGGAGAUUCGUCCUAGCACUGGACUCUUUGGAUCUGAAUGGGAAACAAACCCCCCCCUCUCCUGUACUGCUAACAAAGGAUAUUCGGGACAUUUUGUGAAGAUUCUUUUUUUUGCUGCUUUAUGUUAGUUUGGUCUGAAGAGGAUAAAUGGACUUGAUCGAAUUAUUUCAAACCAAUUCUGACAGAUUUUUGUUUGGCAACUGUAAAUGUUCAACAACACUCUAGGGUUGAAGCUAAAAAGAAUAGCAUUGUUUAUGUGGGACGUCCAUGCUAACACAUUAGCAUGCACUGUUGUGAGUGAUAUGAGUCUGUUAGCAUCAUCCAACGGGCAUCGUGCGGCAACAUGCAGUACACUGCGUAUUUAUCUGCUCACUGACAAUCUUCUGGAUUUAAAAUCUCAAAGGCCUUUUUAUUAAUAACUGAUAAACAUUCUCCCCCCCCCUUCCCAAUCUUUCAAUAGAUAAAAAAAGGAAAAUAGUAUUAAUAAUGUCAUUUGUUUUCAUAGGCAUCAAUGCUCAAAUAUCACUUAACACCCAAUGAAGGCUAUAACAGAAAAGCCUAUAGUUGGCACAUUAUCCAGGAGACUGCUGUGUUUCCAUGAGGAGGAAGAUUUGAGGUAUUUCUAAAAACGUUUCAAAUUGUCCACUUCAGUGGGGAGGAGGUUGUAUUCUCAAGAAUGAACCACGUUAUCAUGAAACCCCACUGUGCCAGCAGUCGUCUAUCCCUCCCAACAGUCCAUGCUGGAGUGUGUACCAGCCGUCCCACCACUUUGUGUGUUUGUGUUGGAUGUUAAUGUAGUAUUAAAGAUUCACAACCCACUG
This is a messenger RNA of Notothenia coriiceps (black rockcod), 1324 nucleotides long. It is a transcript of the gene mgarpa, whose product is annotated as mitochondria localized glutamic acid rich protein a. Gene Ontology annotation, biological process: anterograde axonal transport. The coding region runs from base 173 to 478 and encodes 101 amino acids. NCBI's taxonomy places the organism in Eukaryota, Metazoa, Chordata, Actinopteri, Perciformes, Nototheniidae. The transcript has 5 exons. The record is from RefSeq and is a predicted model, not a curated record. Gene Ontology annotation, cellular component: mitochondrion.